Molecule: messenger RNA, 1030 nt
Organism: Styela clava
Lineage: Eukaryota; Metazoa; Chordata; Ascidiacea; Stolidobranchia; Styelidae
Molecular function (GO): zinc ion binding
Source: RefSeq, a predicted model, not a curated record
CACUGGAUAGUGAGCAGGACGUCAGACGACGACUUCGCGAUUGUUACUCUGGCGCGUUUUUUUUUAUCUGUCUGUGUAAUGGCUGAGCGUAUCUUUAGCGACGAUUUGAAAUAUCUUCCUGAUUUUAGUUUUGAUGACGUUACAGAAUAUGCUGAAAAGCAUGCUGGGAAUGGAAAUAGCGCCAAGAGAGGAUACAAAUACUUCUGGGAGUCUUUCAUCCACGAUUACAAAGAUGGUCAGAAUUUUUUAAUAAAGGCAAGAUGUUAUCGAUCACAAAGAAAAAACGAGCCACCUCAUUCAUUAUUUGUAACUUUGCGACGGAACAAUGUACUGAGUGCUACUUGCUCUUGUACAGUGGGAGAAGCAAUUUGCUGUCAUUCUUUAGCAUUGUUGUACUGCACUGCGCAUUUCAGCAAUCUCCAACUAAAGAAAGUCCCCCCAGCUAUCACUGGCACUAUGCAAUUACAAUCAUGGCAUCAUCCAAGAAGCGAAGGAUUCAAGCAGCUGCCUAUCCAAAAAAUUAUUAUUCAAAAUCCAUGUUCGAAAUCCAUCAGAACAAUUCGCAGCACUCUACACAAACCUGGAAGAAUCCCGCAAUGGCAGAGCUUUCUAAAUUUUAGUCAAUAUAAUAUUCAGUUAAAUACAAUUUUGCCGUCAAAUCCAUCUUCUGUUGUAAGUAUUUCAACAAAUUUUGGACAAGCACCAUUUGGGAGUCCUCUAGCAUAUCAACAGAUAUGUGAUGAGAAAAGUUUUGAAUUCCCUUCUCUCCCUCUGUCUAGUUUGUCUCCACAGACUAACACGGUGUUAACAGAAAUGCAACACAAAGUGAUGCAAAAUCUGACUUUGGGCAGAGAAGAUUGUAAACACAUUGAAUUUAUGACUCGAAAUCAGUAUAACUCUCCGAUUUGGCACCAACAACGAUAAUUUAGAAUUACAGCAUCCAAAUUUGGCCGAAUUUAUAAACGUGUUUCAAAUUUUGACUCCCUUGCUUCAAAUCUUACUUCUUCCAAAUUAUUUCAAACUGCAGCAA